AUGUCUUCAGGGCGUGGCAGGUACCCUCUGCGUCAGGACAACACAUAUUUCCCUCCGCCUGCCGUCUCUGGACAUCAAAACGGAUGGGCGGCACCGUUCCAGCCCGCCGGAACGGCGAACGGGCACCCUCCCUUGAGUCCUGCCCAUUAUCUCUUCGUCAAUGGGUACAUGGCGAGACCCGAAGCACCUCAGCAGCCAGUCCCAUGCCCAUUUCCAUACGCCCCCAUGCACACCACCAACAUCCCCGCCGCUCCGUCUGCCAUGGUGGCGGCCACCACAGCAACGCCAAACAAGAGCCGGCCAGCGAAGAAGCGGAACUCGUCGCCCGACAACUCGAAGGGCACGCGGUCUGCCAAGAUCCAGCGGGUGUCCCAGGAUGCACCCGACAUCGAAAUGCUGGACGCCUCGCCAGCGCCGCCCAAGCGCAACGGGCCACAGAAGCACGGGACCGCUCACACCCGCGCGCGCGCUCGUGCCCGUGCCCGCAAGGGUGUCCCCAAGGUGCCGCCAAACGCGUACAUCAUCUUCCGCAGCGACUACAUCAGGAAGCACCACGUGAAGAGCUCCAUUCCCGGUGCGGGUGGGCUGCAGACGCAUAUCUCGGGUAUAUGGAACGCCAUGUCGGCGCCCGAAAGAGCUGUUUGGUACCAGAAGCACGCUGAAGCGAAAGAACAGCACCGUCGGGAUUACCCUCAUCUGUACGUUCCGGAGGAAGUUGGCAGCUCCGACGACGACGACGAUCCGCAUGACGAAGAUUACAUCCCAGAAAAGAGCGAGACGGACGAACCAGCCGAUACUGUGGCGUUCUUCCAGGUACAUGAUGUGGCGGAAGCGUCCACUUCGCCAAUUCUACCCAACGAUGUACCUCUGCACGAAGAACAGAGGACUGGGACUGCCCAUGUGUCCGCAACACAGCUUCCGUUAGCACCUGUCCCCCCGCCGAUUGAGCCCAUACCUGAUAGCUAUGCCACCCGCGGACCGUUCGCUAGUCUUCCCGAUAGCCUCAAACGCAUCAUCAACAAUUGGGAUGAUGCGAGCAGCCCGCCUGUCACUCCGCAUGUGUCCGCUACAGAAAUGGAGCCACCGGCCGUGCCUCUUCCCGACGCUCAACAAGAUCAAGCUCAGCGUUCUCAAUGCGAUGUCAUUCCCGAGCCAGGAAGCCCCGCCACCGUAGGAGCCAGCUCAUAUGACCAGCCAGCUGAUGUUUCCACCGCACCCAACCGUCUCAGCAUGAUUGGCCGUCUGAAUCUGGAGUCCACAACGGCACAAUAUAAUUCAUAUACCGAACCCUUGGAGCUGUGCACAUUCCAAGAUAUCUGCAGAAGUGUCUUGACAAAAGAAGGCGAAAUGAUGGUGUUUCGAAGCAUCGCAUUUCCGGAUAUACAUGUCGUUGGAGUGCCGACUUCAAUAGCGAAGAACACCGGCAAAAUUGCAUCUAGUAUACUGCUCGAGCAGGCUCCGCCAUACCAUCAACGUUGUGGCUGCAGGCCGGAUUCUCAACUAAAGAUAAUGUGCAGGACAAGUGAUGCCGGAAUCAAAAAGGCAAUCGGACUUGUCGUGUUUGCCGUAGUCCAUCGAUUGGGCCGCUUUUUUGUGCACACCCAGGCACGGAAAAUGAGGCAGGAGGAGACUGAGAGACUGUCGAGUGGCCUUACAUUGUACAUCAAGAAUCUUCGACAAUCGUACCGCACUUUGGAGAACUCUAGUCAACAGAGGGAUGAGCGGCGACGUCUGGACUUGGGUCCAGUCGCGGUGGCUGCGGUCUGGCACCUUAAUACACUCUACUCUGGUCAUCUCCCCACAAUGCUUCGUGUAAUCAGACUAUUCAGUGCAUCCUCAGGCUCCCGACAUCGGAACCUUGCAAGGCUUGCCAGGACGAGCAAUGCGUUUUUCGUUCCGGCUAUUGAUGCCUUGUGGUACACUCUUAGCAGCACGAAACCAAUCAUCCACCUUCUGGACUUCCUUCCUUUCGGAACUCCGGCCAAAGCAUUCGCAGAGACGGCGUCCAGUCGCAAUGAUCGCACAUGCCCACUAUGGCGUCUUCACUACUAUGCUGGUCGCAUCCGCAAAUUGUCCGUAACUCAAUAUGUCAAUCAGCAGCGAGAGCUAGCAGCGUACGCUCGGCUGCGCUCAGCAUCUGAAUUCCAGCCUCUGUUCACGGGACUCAAUGAGCUCGAAAUAGUGUGGUAUGAUAUACAGCACUAUCAAGACCUGCUUGAUUUCACGUCGCUUGUGGCGGUACCCUCCCUGCACCGGAUGUCUGUUAAGCUCAAUCUAGAACAGAGGCAUGGACUCGACAUGCUGUUACCAGUCUUGGAGAUAUUCAUCUGCAAGGCUGCCUCUGUUCAGUCCUUGAAAGUAGAGCUUCCGUGGGAGGCGCGGCAAGAUGCAAAUGUGGCGCUGUUGCAGAAGGUGAUGUCAUUCAAACGACUCGAAGCACUCGAACUAUACGGCUUUUAUGUCUCUGUCACACAGCUCAGCGACGUCCUUGGCCACUCAGACGGUCUUUCUUAUCUCAAAGUCCACGUCGCAAAUGCCGGAUUACCUGGCUCGCUGUCUCACAGUCCCGCGCUCUUCCCGCGUCUGAACGUCCUGGAAACCAUAGGCAGAUCAGCGCACAUCAUGAAACUCGUUAAAUUGUUGCCCAAGACACUCACAGACCUGCGUCUCACAGUACAAACCUCUUUUCCGCUUGAGAUCAACAAUAUCUGCAUCCGGAUCAAGCACCAUUUUCGUUCGUUUGGGAAAUUGAAGAAAUUGCGUAUAUCUUACGUGGACUACUUGAACCGUAACUACCAGAUCCGCCCUUUCAUAAGACUGUUUGCAAUCGGGCCGUUGUUCGAUAUUGACACGCUUGAGGAUGUGACUAUCAAUUUCGGAGAACAAGUUCUCAUCUGGAGGGACGACGACCUCCUCGCGCUCGCUAAUGCAUGGCCGCGCCUCAAGUCACUGAGGCUCAAUUGGCCCCCGGCCGACAUACCACACGUCCCCACUCUCCACACUCUGGUCCUAUUCGCCCAGUGCUGCUCCCACCUCCAGUCACUCGACUUAUGUCACAAUAGGAUAUACGGGUUUACCGAAAUCCGCAACUAUCAAAACCACCACCGCCAGGCGCCAUACAUGCACGCGAACUGUUUGAACUGA
Molecule: messenger RNA, 3144 nt
Organism: Postia placenta MAD-698-R-SB12
Lineage: Eukaryota; Fungi; Basidiomycota; Agaricomycetes; Polyporales; Adustoporiaceae
Exons: 9
Coding region: 1-3144 (1047 amino acids)
Source: RefSeq, a predicted model, not a curated record